Messenger RNA from Seminavis robusta, 1216 nucleotides. NCBI's taxonomy places the organism in Eukaryota, Bacillariophyta, Bacillariophyceae, Naviculales, Naviculaceae. The record is from the annotation of a GenBank genome assembly.
AGCUUCGAAGCACACUUCUCGGAUGCAAAGGAUUUUGCAACAACCUCCACUGAAUGCUUGCCCCUUUGGUUUCAGUGGUUGAUACUAGCUAGCUAGUUGAAGCUCAGACAAGAUGCCUCGGCAACUGCAACUUCUCACCGGGAUACCGAUACGGUCGCGCUGUCUUUCUGUAGUGGCGUCACGGCAUGCAAGAGAAGCAACAAUUUCCAACCGUUUCCUACACCAUUAUUCAAGCCUAUUAUUUGGUGGAAGACACUCUGGCUGUCUAAUUUGGGUCACUACAAUAUCGACUUGCACUACUACUUUAUGGUGUCAUCAUCAAAGGCAAAGACAGUGGACAUUCUGUGAUGCAAAACAAAGGAAACCACCUACGUUUGGCACUUCUGUGACAAGGGGAUUUCACGUGUCUAGUACUGCUGCUGGGGCAGCUGGCAAUGCGGACGGUAAUAAUGACAUCCCAAUAAUACUGCGAAAAGAGGAACGAGAAAACUGUCCCUACUGUGAAAAGUAUUCCAGUGGUCCUUGUGGCAGCCUCUUUCAAACCUGGCUACGCUGUACCGACCAGCACCCAGGAAAGGACCCAAACAAUCCACAACAAGAUUGGCACCUCUCGCAGUGCGGUGAUCACGCGCAAGCUCUGGCCGAAUGUUUGGAACAGUAUCAAGCGUAUUAUGACAAGCCAUUCAAGCAACAAGAAGAAACUACUAGUAGUACAGAGGAGGAUCCAAAAGAAGAGGAUGACACUAGUAGAGAGCUCCAGCAAGCAUGGGAACGACUCAUUCACCAAGAGCUAAAAGAAAUCCCAAGGGCACCAUUCCCCAAAACUCAUAAACCAGCCGUGGAAUUGAGACCCAAAGACAGAAUAGCCAUGAUCAUGGUAGACAUGACAAUCCACCAACAAAAAUUGAAUAGCAACGAAGCUCUUUUGGUCGUCUUUGUAGAGGAUGCGGUCACCGGACAGUUGCUCAGUGCUGGGUCAACGGAAGAUGUAUACCCGUAUCGACAAAAGGACGGCAGGGAAUCUGGGAUACUGCAAACUACGUUGCCCCAAUCUACCACAAAGAUACAGGUUUCAGCCUUGUAUGAGGGAAGCACCAAGGGUGAAAAUGACGCAAGGGAUCAAGUCAUAUUUACCUCCACAGUGCAAGUUCCUCCUGGCUAGCUAGCUAAAAUAGUCUAGUAGCUAAGCUCCUAGAAAUUUUGCAAAAUGUGCUAC